Contarinia nasturtii (swede midge) is the source of this 4904-nucleotide messenger RNA. RefSeq names its product integrator complex subunit 6 (gene IntS6). Bases 1179 to 4427 code for a protein of 1082 amino acids. The transcript is spliced from 4 exons. Gene Ontology annotation, biological process: snRNA 3'-end processing. The record is from RefSeq and is a predicted model, not a curated record. Gene Ontology annotation, cellular component: integrator complex. Lineage: Eukaryota; Metazoa; Arthropoda; Insecta; Diptera; Cecidomyiidae.
GUCGUUUGACUAUUAAAGUGUACACAGCAAACGCAGAAAUACACAUUACAACCGAUUUUAUUUACUUAUUGAGAAUUGCAUAUAAAUAACCAUAAUUUUUGAAGCGAAAUUUCUAUUUUUUAUUUGAUGAAAAAUACGAAUUUAUAAAUCUGAAACAAAAAACAAUUGAAUAAAUUUUUGUGUGUAUUUUUUGACCUGCUAAAAAUUAAACGGUCAAUCAAAUUUGAAUAAGGCGAUAAAUGUAGAGCCGAAGAAAGAAAGAGAGAUAAAAAAAGAGUUUUAUAAACAAAUUUAAGCGAAUUACUAAAGGUCAAUUCGCGUUCAUCGCCUGUAGCCACGAGAUUUUUUCUUUUGAGCAAAAGCUAAAAUUUACGUACGUACACGCAACGGAACCAAAACGUGAGCGGUAUCAAAACUCUCUCUCUCUCUUCUCCCUCUCUCCCUCUGUGUGAAAUUGUGGAAGAACAAACAACGAAAUAUUUAAAACAACAGAAAAAAGGAGUCGACAAGGAAUUUUUGUUUUGGUGGCUUCGAUGCUUCAAUACCAUUUGGUGCGCUAUCGCAAAAUUGCACACACAUUCGCAUACAUUAAUGUGAUGCGCCACCGUAGUUCACGUUUCUGACUGCAUACGCUCUCAAGAAGUGUUUUGUUCGCUCUCCAUUGAUUGAAAAAAAAAAAAUCAUUGUAACAUACCAAAUCCAGUCACGGAAGCAUUAAAAAUCCUUCCGUUCUUUCUUUCUCUCAAUUCAUCUCUGUAACACUGGACUCUUACAUUCCGGUCACCGAAUCCCGCAGCGCAAAUCACAUAAAAAUCACGAUGAAGACGUAUUCAAGUGUAUCGCAUAUGUUCCAUUAAAACAUAAUUGAAUGAAAAGAGAAAGAGAAAGAAAAAGAAGACGAAUAUUUGACUUACGAGUGUGGCUAAAGUUCAAACAUUGAUUGAAAUACGUGGAUUUAUCGAAAAGAAAGUUGAAACGAAGAAAAAAAAAGAAGAAUCAAACCGAAUCGCAUCGUUUGGAUAAAAGCGAAAUUGUUUUCAUUUUGUUCAAUUAUCUGCCACACACAUCGAAUCAAAGCGAAUAUACGCGCUGCUAAUGUUUUACAUUCGGUGCAAAAUCAUUGAAUUGAUAAAUUGUGUUAUUGGCGUAAACAGCGUACGGUCGAAACAAACGACAAAAUGACAAUUAUUUUAUUUCUGAUUGACACAUCGGCAUCGAUGUGCCAGAAAGCAUAUGUAAACGGUGUACAAAAGACUUAUUUGGAUAUUGCAAAAGGUGCAGUGGAAACAUUUUUAAAAUAUCGACAACGAUCACAAGAUUGUAUGGGCGAUCGUUAUAUGCUGUUAACAUUUGAAGAUCCACCGUGCAACGUAAAAGCUGGAUGGAAAGAGAAUCAUUUUACAUUUAUAAAUGAAUUGAAAAAUUUACAAAGCAAUGGACUCACAUCGAUGGGUGAAGCAUUGAAAAAUGCAUUCGAUUUACUUAAUUUGAAUCGAAUGCAAUCGGGCAUUGAUACAUAUGGACAGGGACGGUGUCCAUUUUAUUUAGAACCAUCGGUUAUAAUUGUCAUCACCGACGGUGGACGCUACUCGUACAAGAAUGGAGUACAUCAGGAGAUCGUAUUAAAUCAAUAUACAGGCAUGAAAUUAACAAAGGAACCAUUUCGAUGGGAUCAACGAUUAUUUUCGCUGGUGCUACGAAUGGCCGGUAAUAAAGUUGAUGAAAGAGUUGAAGGUAAAGUUCCACAUGACGAUUCGCCGAUUGAACGAAUGUGUGAAGUGACGGGUGGCCGUUCGUAUCGUAUAAAAUCACAGUAUGUGUUGAAUCAAUGUAUUGAAAGUUUGGUGCAAAAAGUGCAACCGGGUGUUGUUGUCCAGUUUGAACAAUUGUUGGCCAAAGAUUUGAAAGACGGUGAAAUUCAAGACAUUGCAUUUCAACAAACAAAGAAAAUGAUUUAUGUGGCAAAGCAUCCAUCACAAAAGAAUCAAUUUCCGGUUGGUUUUUGGCCCAUACCCGAACCAUAUUGGCCCGAUGCAAAACUCAUCACAUUGCCCACACGCGAUGCACAUCCGAAAAUUCGCAUAAUCACACCAUGUGUCGAUGAACCGCCAAUGGUUCGCAAUUUUCCGGUUGAUAAAUAUGAAGUCGAAGCCAGUCCAUUAACACUACAGAUUUUAUCAAAACGUGAAUCAAACAAAUGUUGGCCCGUUGUGAUUUCAAAUGGUAAUUAUACGCUUGAACAACCAUUCGGAUACCUAAAAACGUGUCCACCAUUUACGCAAGUGUAUUUAAUCAUUUUGCCAUAUAAUUAUCCGGUUCUGUUGCCGUUGGUAAAUGAGCUACUGCAUAAGUAUAAUUCAUCGCCACCACCCGAUUGGACCUAUCGUUUUAGUUUGUAUCUGCGUCAAAUACCACCAUAUUAUGCACCAUUUCUACGACGUGCUCUCAACACAGCCAAUGUUCCGUACAAUUUUCUACAAUACAUUCUGCCCGAAAAUUUAGAUAAUUAUCUCAGUCCGUCGGUUGCAAACUAUUUGAAAACAAUUAAGAAUACAGCAAAACAAGAACAAGAGAAUAUGUGCUUGCGUGUGCUGAAACAAUUGAAAAUGCCGAAGCCACCAUUCCAUCAAGUUGAAACGACAAAAUUGAAUUUGGGACUGAAUUCAAAACGUGAUCUCGUCACACAUCCACAAUUGCGUGAAACAUUUGCCAAAGUAAAUAGUGAAGUGAUUUCAUCGGAAAAUUAUACGAUCGUUGUGCCGACGGUGAACGAACAAGGUCCGGCAAAAAAUUAUCGAAAUCCAUUCGAUAUUCCACGGCAUGAUCUGAUCGAUGAGAUUGCACGCAUGCGAGAGAAUUUCUACAAACUUCCCACAUCCAAUAUUACAAUCACAAGCAAAGAUUUUGGUCAUUGUUUGCCAAUUUCCGAUAUGGGCAAUUAUCAAGAAUAUUUGAAGAACAAAGAGACACCAUUGCGAGAAAUUGAACCGACCAAUGUGCGACAACAUAUGUUUGGCAAUCCAUACAAGAAAGACAAGCACAUGGUGAUGGUCGACGAAGCCGAUUUGGGUGAAGUUAUAAUGAAACCGAGCCCGAAUCCAUUGGGAAAGAAAAUGGAAGUCAUUAAUCGUACGAGAAAACGAAAAGCAGGCCCAAUUCGAAAAGAUUAUGUGUUCAGACGCUUGUCAACCGAUUCGUGCAGCAGCUUUGGUUCGAAUGAUUCGAGCGAUGCGGACGAUACACGUUCCAUAUCAGAUACAUUAUCAAUAAAUUCGGAUAGUGAUGAGAAUGAGCUAACAAUUGAUUUGGGUUUCAAUCAACCAUCGGUGGUGGAACAAGAUUUUAUGGUGAACGGUCAUGUGCAAAGUUUCAUCAAUGGUGAAAAUAGUGAUGAUUCGGAUGAUGUAAUAAUGCAACCAGCACCAUCGAUAAGUACACAAAAUUUGAAUACGGGUCCAUUAUUGUCACCAAUCCUGAUAAAUGCACCGUAUAUAAAUCAAACGUUGCCUUCGCCAAUACAAAUACAAGCACCCAUACCGAUUGCGAUCAAUCAAACGUAUCCAACACCAUCAACCACAUCAUCGCCACUGUCACAACAAAAUGGGUCGUCAACACAGCCAACGGUGGUAACGCCAGCUGCUCCACCUCCAGCCCAUGCUCAAGCACACAAUGACUUAAAUGAUGCACAGGAAAUUUCAAAAAUUCUGCAGCAAUGCCAUAACGGAACGACUACAAAUAGCGCCAGCAACAGUAACAAUAUUAGCAUAAGCAACAAUAAUAGCAACAGUUCAAUCUCACAUGGAAAUAUCAACAGCAAUAAUAGUAAUGGAAAUAGUGGCAUAUUAUUUGAGCCAAUUUCGUCAUCGCAUUUAAAUCAAAAAUCAUCAACAACAUCAUCAUCAACCACGUCGUCCACAACGUCGUCGUCCAUAAAUCGUGAUACGCCAACAACAAAUCGCAACGAAUUUGAAGUCGCAAAUCCAUUCACACCAACAACCAAUGUAUCACAUCAUUCGACACACAAUCAUCACACAAACAAUUUAGACAGCACUGCAACGCAUAAAAAACAACAACACCACGAUAUUCAAAGCAAUACAACAACAAAUAAUAAUAGCAAAUCCGAAGAGGACACACAUCACCGCAACGAUAAUGAUGAUGAGCUAAAAGAAACAAUACGACAACAUAAUUUACAAACACGAAAAAUUAUUUUCCAAGAUAUUCGACGACCCGGUCGUGACUAUUCACAAUUGCUUGAACAUUUGGAUCUGAUCAAAGGCAAUCUGGAAACAAAAUUACAAUUCAUUGAAAUGUGCAUUGAAGAAUCGCAACGAUUCCGACGGAAAAAAAUGGCCGACUGCAUUCAAGAAUGGUGGGAUAAAUAUGUUGAUCGAACGAAUAAUUUCAAUUCAAUUGAAUUUGCCACGUGAUGAGUGUACGCAUAAAACGGUUAAAACACAGAAAAUUUUAUGUGUCGGACGCACAUUAAAUGCACACAUCCACACACACACACACACACACACACACACACCAUACAUUGAAUGUAAAUACAUUUUGUUAUUGAUCACACAUAUAUACACCGCACCGGUGUGUCGUGUCACAAACAACACAUAUAUUUUGUGCGAAUGCUAAAGCAAUUGCUCGACUGGAUAUUUAUUGGAGCAAAAAAUCGUCUUUAGUUAGUUUCAUAUAGUAUAAUGUCUGUCAAAAUAAGCAAAAAAAGAACAAUUUUCAUUUUUUCAGCAAAAAAAAACAGAGAAAGAAAACAAAUGAACAUUGAUGUAUGUUGUAAUUUCACUAGAUUUGCUGCUUUUGUUUCAUUUGUAUAAGAUUAUCUUUAAAAAUCUGUAAAUAACUUUUUUUUAAAAAAAGAAAAGAUUGAAUACGACAUUAUUUUAAUAUUUCGA